ACCUGAGGAAUCCGCCUCCGGCCGCGGUGGCGCCUCGCUCCGCCCCCGGGAACUGAGCGCGCAGCCCGCGCCCUGCCUCAGAGACGCCAGCCACCGGCGGCGCUAGCCCCUCUAAGCAGAGCGCAGCACGAAGCCGCCCGGGGCUGUGGAGACCACCCUGGCCCUCUGCCCUCGCUCCCGCCGGGGCCAGGUGCAAAGAAACCUUAAGAAAAUUCUAAUCUAGAACAAGCUCCCAGAGAUGUUGACUGCCUAACUUAACCAUGAACAUGAUUUAAAAAUGUUAAUAUAUGAACCAAGGAAUUAUACCGACUCCAGAGUUCUGACAAGAUGUGGUUUGCUUACAGAAGAAUUCCUGGCAUUUCAGGGAAGAAAGUAAAGGUUUCGAGUAGGAAUACUGUAUCCCUUUGUUACAGAUUGAAGUAGAGUCCUUCUUUGUCUUCCUAUAACAGUCUUCCAAAUUGCUAUGAAAUCACUGGACCAUGGGGAACUCGUAUGCUGGGCAAUUGAAAUCUGCUAGAUUUGAGGAAGCUCUACACAACUCCAUAGAAGCCUCGCUCAGAUGUAGUACUGCAGUGCCACGGCCAAUCUUUUCCCAGCUCUAUCUGGACCCGGACCAACACCCUUUCUCAUCUGCAGAUGUCAAACCGAAGGUGGAGGAUCUAGAUAAAGACCUAGUACACCGCUACACUCAAAAUGGCAGCCUGGAUUUUUCUCACAACGUAGCAAUGAAUGAAAUGGAAGAUGAUGAAGAUGAAGAAGAAAUGUCUGACUCAAACAGCCCACCAAUUCCCUACUCACAAAAACCUGCCCCGGAAGGAUCUUGCACAACAGAUGGGUUUUGUCAGGCUGGAAAGGAUUUGCGUUUAGUAUCCCUGUGUACGGAACAAAUUGACAUCCCAGCUGGAUUUCUGCUGGUGGGGGCCAAGUCUCCUAAUCUUCCUGAACACAUCCUAGUUUGUGCUGUGGACAAGCGAUUUCUACCAGAUGACCAUGGGAAAAAUGCACUUUUAGGGUUUUCUGGAAAUUGUAUUGGUUGUGGAGAAAGAGGAUUUCGAUAUUUCACGGAAUUUUCCAACCACAUUAACUUGAAGCUCACCACCCAGCCAAAGAAGCAGAAGCACUUAAAGUACUACCUAGUCAGAACCUCCCAGGGCGUGCUAUCAAAGGGACCUCUCAUCUGCUGGAAAGAAUGUAGAAGCCGACAAUCCUCUGCUCUUUGCCACUCCACUAAGCCAAUUUCUUCAGUAUCAUCAAGUGUGGCUCCAGAAAAUGGAACAGCUAAUGGAUACAAAGCAGGCUUCACUCAGACAGAUUCGCCGGCUCUCAGUCCAGCUAAUUCUGCAAUCAAUUUAAGUGGAGCUCAGGACCUGACCUGGAAUAAGAAUGUGGUGAAACCACUGCCUUUACCUUUGCAGGUUGUAGGGAAGCCUUUUAUUGCAGAAGCAGCAAAUGGGACCAAUGGCCAUGGAGGUAAGAGCAGCACAUCUAGUUCCACUCCAUCUCACCCUGGGAACUACUCUUUGUCACCAAGACCUACCUACACACCCAUAGAUCAAGCUAACAUGUUCAUUUCUGGCCCACCGAAGAAACGACACCGGGGAUGGUAUCCUGGGUCACCUGUCUCCCAGUCUGCUCUAGUUGUGCCAGUUCCCACAGUUCGUCCUCUUUCAAGAACUGAGCCCCUUUUAUCUACCCCAGUUCCACAGACCCAAUUAACUGGAAUUCUCCAGCCUCGGCCUGUCCCUGCAGGGGAAACUGUGAUUGUUCCUGAAAACCUGCUGAGUAACUCAGGAGUUAGACCAGUGAUCCUGAUAGGCUACGGCAAUUUACCCUAUUUCUAUGGAAAUGUUGGUGACAUUGUUGUGAGUCCUCUGCUGGUGAACUGCUACAAGAUUCCACCGUUGGAAAACAAAGAUCUGGAACAAUUAGGGUUGACUAGCACCCAUCUCCUGAGUGUGGAGAACAUGAUCCUUCUAACAAUACAGUACCUCGUACGGUUAGGUCCUGACCAGAUACCUCUCAGGGAAGAAUUUGAGCAGAUCAUGCUGAAGGCUAUGCAGGAAUUCUCUGUGAGAGAGCGAGCCCUGCCGAUGGGUGAUCCUUGUACACCAGUGUCACCGGCACAGCUCCCCUGGCUUGCUAGGUUAGCUGCCAGUGUGUCUCAGGACCUGGUUCAUGUGAUUGUGACCCAGAACUCUCUAGCAGAAGGCAUUUCGGAGACACUGAGGCUGCUCAGUGAAAUGAGACACUGUCAGAGGCUGCCGGAUUAUGCUGUGGUAAUUUGUGCCUCACAAAUCAGAGGAAAUGAGUUUUGUGUGGUGGUGUUAGGUCAACAUCAGUCCCGGGCCCUGGCAGAGAGCAUGCUUACCACAAGUGAAUUUUUGAAAGAAAUUAGUUAUGAGCUCAUCACAGGAAAGGUCAGCUUCCUGGCAUCACAUUUCAAAACAACGUCAUUAGGUGAUGACCUGGACAAGCUGCUAGAAAAAAUGCAACAAAGAAGAGGAGACAGUGUGGUCACCCCUUUCAAUGGUGACCUUAACGAGUGUAUGUCCCCUCAGGAGGCUGCUGCUAUGAUUCCCACACAAAACCUGGAUAUAGAUAACGAAACCUUCCAGAUUUAUCAAGCACAGCUCACAGUUGCCAGAAGACUCUUAUCCCAGGUGUGUGCGAUCGCAGACAGCGGCAGCCAGAGCCUGGACCUCGGCCACUUUAGCAAAGUGGACUUCAUCAUCAUCGUCCCAAGGUCAGAGGUUCUAGUCCAGCAAACUCUCCAGCGUGUUCGACAAUCAGGUGUCCUUGUAGACCUGGGUCUGGAGGAAAAUGGGACGGCUCAUCAGAGAGCAGAGAAAUAUGUUGUCCGCCUGGACAAUGAGAUUCAAAGCAAGUUUGAAGUUUUCAUGAGGAGGGUGAAGCAGAACCCAUACACACUGUUCGUGCUGGUUCAUGAUAACUCCCAUGUGGAGCUAACGAGUGUGAUCUCAGGCUCUCUGUCACAUGGUGAGCCAACCCACGGAUUAGCUGAUCGGGUUAUUAAUUGCAGAGAAGUUCUAGAAGCUUUCAACCUCCUGGUGCUCCAGGUGAGCUCCUUCCCAUACACACUACAAACCCAGCAGUCUCGAAUCAGCUCCAGCAAUGAGGUCCACUGGAUACAACUGGACACCACGGAGGACGUGGGCUGCGAGAAGCUGUACUUUGGCUUGAAUGAGUACAGCAAGUCUCUGCAGUGGGGAAUCACCAGCCCCCUCCUGAGAUGCGAUGAGACCUUUGAAAAGAUGGUGAGCACCCUCUUGGAGAGGUACCCCCGUCUGCAUAGCAUGGUGGUCCGAUGCUAUCUUCUCAUCCAGCAGUACUCAGAGGCCUUGAUGGCUCUCACCACCAUGGCGUCACUCCGAGACCACAGCACACCAGAAACGCUCAGCAUUGUGGAUGACCUUAUCACCUCCCCAGGAAAGAACAAGAGUGGAAGGGGACACAUGCUCGUCAUCAGAGUGCCUUCCCUGCAGCUGGCCAUGCUGGCCAAGGAGCGGCUGCAGGAGGUGCGAGACAAGCUGGGUCUGCAGUAUCGAUUCGAGAUCAUCCUGGGGAGCCCUACCUCUGAACUGACUGUUGCUACUCACUUUGUGACGCGAUUAAAGACCUGGAGAGGAAACGAUCAGGAAGAGUGGAUACCUCGGACAUACCAAGACUUGGAAGGUCUGCCCUGCAUAGUGAUAUUAACUGGCAAAGACCCUCUUGGAGAAACUUUUCCCAGGUCCUUAAAGUACUGUGACCUACGAUUGAUUGACUCAAGCUAUUUAACUCGAACGGCCUUGGAGCAAGAGGUGGGCCUGGCAUGCUGCUAUGUCUCAAAAGAGGUCGUCCGGGGGCCUGCUGCUGCCCUGGACCUCAGUGGGAAGGAGACUGAGAGGGUCCCCACCAGUGACAAUGACUCCGAGGAGCUGCUCAUCGAUUUGGAGCGGCCACAGAGCAACAGCAGCGCUGUCACUGGAACCUCAGGUUCCAUCAUGGAGAACGGAGUGAGUUCUUCUAGCACGGCUGGCAAACCCCAGCAGCAGCCUCUGACCCCCACCACCAGCGUUCGGCUGGAUGAAGGGAUCUCCACCGGUACUGCCGUGGCUGGGGAGAUCCUGAAGCAGGAGUGUGACUCCUUGGGGCCUCCGAUGGCCAGUAGCACCACUUCCAAGCCUUCUUCGUCCUCAUCCUCGAGUGCCCAGGCUCUUUCGUGGUCAGGUCAGCCCCGAGGCCUGCACACAGCCCUGCCCCCCGUGGUGAUCUUAUCCAAAGCCGCAUAUAGCCUGCUGGGAUCCCAGAAGGGCAGCAAGCUCCCCUCCUCUUCCUUGCUGCCCCACGCUGAUGUGGCCUGGGUGAGCUCCCUGCGGCCAGGCCUGCACAAGGACAUGAGCAGCGAGGAGCAGUCCCUUUAUUACCGCCAGUGGACCUCGGCCCGGCAGCACCACGCUGACUAUAGCAAUCAACCAGACCCCAUCUCAGGCGUCCGAACCUUGCACCCGAGGCGGCUGCUGCUCACUGGCCCUCCACAGGUGGGAAAGACGGGCUCCUAUUUACAGUUCCUUAGGAUCCUUUUCCGAAUGCUCAUCCGGCUGCUGGAGGUGGACGUGUACGAUGAGGAAGAGAUAAACACAGAUCACACUGACAGCAGCGAACUGAGCCAGUCAGAGGGAGAGCCCUGGCCUGACAUCGAGACCUUCAGCAAAAUGACUUUCGACGUCAGUGUACACGAUCCCAAGUACAGUCUGAUGAGCCCAGUCUACAGCGAGAAGCUGGCGGGGGUCAAACAAGAAGUAAUAAAGGAGUACAAAGCUGAGCAGCCCCGGAAACGGGAAACCAUGUCUAUGAUGCUGACCAAGUAUGCGGCCUACAAUACCUUCCACCACUGUGAACAGUGCCACCAGUACAUGGACUUCACUCCCAACUCCCAGAUGUCAGAUUCCACCCUUCAUGCAUUCACAUUUUCCUCUUCUAUGCUGGGAGAAGAAGUCCAACUCUAUUUCAUCAUCCCCAAGUCCAAAGAGAGUCAUUUUGUCUUCAGCAAGCAGGGCAGGCAUCUGGAGAGCAUGCGGCUGCCCCUGGUUUCUGACAAGAAUCUAAAUGCAGUCAAGAGUCCCAUUUUCACUCCUUCCAGUGGUCGCCACGAGCAUGGACUCCUAAACCUUUUCCACGCCAUGGAGGGCAUCAGCCACCUUCACCUCCUGGUGGUCAAGGAAUAUGAGAUGCCACUAUACCGAAAGUACUGGCCCAACCACAUCAUGCUGGUGCUUCCUGGCAUGUUCAAUAAUGCAGGCGUGGGUGCUGCUAGGUUCCUCAUUAAGGAGCUGUCAUAUCACAACCUAGAACUAGAAAGGAACCGCCUGGAGGAGCUGGGAGUCAAACGACAGUGUGUCUGGCCUUUCAUUGUUGUGAUGGAUGACUCCUGCGUCCUGUGGAAUAUUCACAGUGUUCAGGAGCAAACCAGCCAGCCUACAGAAGCAGGAAUCUCCAGUAAGAAUGUGUCCUUGAAGAGUGUCUUGCAGCACAUUGAAGCCACACCAAAAAUUAUCCACUACGCAAUCCUGGGUAUACAGAAAUGGAACAGCAAGCUGACUUCACAGAACCUAAAGGCCCCAUUCUCAAGAUGCCAUGUGCAUGACUUCAUUCUCCUCAAUAUAGACCUCACUCAGAAUGUCCAAUAUGACUUCAACAGGUAUUUCUGCGAAGAUGUUGACUUUAACCUGAGAACAAACAGUAGUGGCCUUCUCAUCUGCCGCUUUAAUAACUUCAGUCUCAUGAAGAAACACGUUCAGGUUGGAGGGCAAAGGGACUUUAUCAUUAAACCAAAGCUCAUGGUUUCAGAGAACUUAGCUCCCAUCUUGCCUCUUCAGUAUGUCUGUGCUCCUGACAGUGAACACACACUACUGGCAGCCCCUGCACAGUUCCUCCUGGAGAAGUUCCUUCAACAUGCCUCAUAUAAACUCUUCCCUAAAGCCAUCCAUAACUUCAAGAGUCCUGUGCUGGCCAUUGACUGCUACCUUAACAUUGGACAGGAGGUAGCCAUAUGCUAUGUCAGUUCCAGACCCCACUCCAGCAACGUCAAUUGUGAAGGGGUAUUUUUCAGUGGACUCCUCUUGUACCUCUGUGACUCUUUUGUAGGUGCUGAUCUUCUCAAGAAAUUCAAGUUUCUAAAAGGUGCUACCCUGUGUGUCAUCUGCCAAGACAGAAGCUCCUUACGUCAAACAAUUGUUCGCUUAGAGUUAGAAGACGAAUGGCAGUUCCGCCUCCGGGAUGAGUUUCAAACUGCUAACAGCAGUGAUGACAAGCCUCUUUACUUUCUUACUGGACGCCAUGUUUGAGUUUUUGAAGAGACAAAAAACAACAAACAAACCCCUAUAGGGGGUGGGACAAACAAUUACUGGGGAUUUUUUUCCUUUAAAGUACAAUCACUGUGGAGCAAAGUGCAACAUAUUUAUCUCUUCUCCAAAGAACUCCCCAAAUGUGACCAAGGUGUUUGGGGACACUGUCCUUCAGUUCUGCUGACAGGACCCAGGUCCAGGUCAAUGCCACAGUGGGCAGUUAGGCAGUUACUUGGGGUGUGGGAGCCCAAGGAUAUAUUCCGGAGAACAAAUGUGGGGUCCGCAUUGUUUUUCUACCACACUGUGUUGGAGGGCAGGGUACUGACUGUCCACAUUAGCCAGCUUGAAUGUGUUACAUGAGACUCACACCACUGGUGUGGAAUGAAUUGAAGAUUAAUACUUGAGGCCUGAACCCUCAGUUUCUCUUCAGAUCUGUACUUUGGUACAGUAUUACUCAGGGGUCUGAAAUGAUACAAUGUAGAAGAUAUUUGUAUUUAAAAAGAAGUAGCUUGUCUUUCUCCGUGCAGUGUUAGUUUAAGAUUUAUAAUCUUAUAUGUAUUGAAACCUUUGGCAAAAUUUCCACAGGAGUUAAAAGUUUACUAUUUAAACUGAACAAAAAAAUCAGUAAAUGCCGAGCAGGCACUGUGUGCAUUCAUGAAGGUUCUUCUGGGCUUAACUCCUUUGUUUUUCCCAUUUCCAGUCUUUAAGCACACCAUGCCUAGGAAUGUAAACAGUGAUGCAUUCUGCAAUUACGCUGUACUGUGUUGGUUGAAAGCAAGCAGUUGGCACCUGGAAACCCACACAUCAUGCUGGGAUUCUAUUGUGCAGUCCAACUAGCUGGUUUCAUCGGCUCAGGCUUAGCAUCCUUUAAACAACUCAAUGAGUAACAGCUGUGGUGCACUGACACGUAAAAAUGAGUGGACUGGAAAACAGAACCAUAGACAAGUUUUCCUUAUAAUUUGAUCAAGUGACAUUUUCUCUGAAGAAUAAGGAAGACUUCAUGAAGAGUUUUUUGGACUCAUUAAAGUUAGCGGGUAGUGUAUGACUAAUAUCAACAGUAGGAGGCAUAAGUUUCUAUGUAUUUCUAGCCAAAUAUUUUGAUCAGAAACAUUUUGAAAGAAAUAUUCUAUCUACAAUAAUGUAUUGGAAGUUUACACUGAAAUUGCUCUAGUUUGUGGUGUCUUCAGAUUUUUCUCAACCUAUGUGUAUGAUUUUAUCUGCAGUUAAAACAGUCACUUUUACUUGCAUUUGUCUUAGGACCUGAGACUACUGAGAACCCCAAUGAGCCUGUGUUCCUGCGAGUGUUAGAUGAUGGACUCGGUUAUCCAGAUAACAAGGACUUUACAGCCAGUCAGAAGAUGGAAUGUAGUAGACAGAAACGGCCUGCAGAUCUCUUGGUUUUAAUGUAGCUACUUAUGAUGCUUUAAAUGUAUUUUAAAUGGAUAACUCCUUUUAACCCCAUUUUUAACUGUCCUUCAAAGAAUACCUUGCCUUAUUAUAUGCUGACUCCUGAGCUUUAAUACAGAUUAUUUUCAGCAAAGAGGUACGUUCCAGGGAAGUUCGAUUUAGAUAUGAAUGUAUCUAGCUUGUUCCUGUUUUACUGAAAGGAUCCAAUGCAGGUAAUAUCAAGAAAGCCACUGUUUGUGCAAUAUUCCAAUAACACUACGUAAGGUGAAUAAAAUACUUGAAAUAAUUCCACAAUAUUAGGUGGGGCAGAGCCUCUUAGAGGAGUUCUUACUGACUUCUUUUUGGACUAAGUUACUUUAAUGCAGGUACUCUAUGUUAGUUAGGGCUACAAUCUGGAAAUUCAAGUGAUCACAAGAGAAAUGCCAGAAUAAAACCAAGAGGUCAUCACUCCAAUAGCUGAAAAGUUCAAUUUACCUGCCUCUUUGUUUCCAAAGCCUAACUUCAUUAAGGUUUGGAUCUUUUAAAAAUUACCUAAAUCAGUGUAAUUCUUUAGAGAAUGCUAAGUCCGCCUUAAGGACAAAACUGCACAAGCCCAGGCCACCAUGAUUUGUUAGUUCAUUUCUUGGUGUGUUGAUUUUACCUGCUUCCAUCCCUGAGCACACUGAGGUAGGGCAGACCUGGUAACUUACCUGCAGACCUGCUGGACCUUGGCAUGCAUGACAGUUCACACAGGUUAAUACUGAAUGUAAACUAAAAACUUAGAAAUGCUGUAGUCAAGUUUUGGCUAUAAUUCAUGCAACUGCUUCUUGUGAUUGUUACAAAGGGGGCAUCUGUGUUACUGUUACUGUAAAACUUUCUUAACCAAAACUUGGUGAAUUUCACUCACUAGUCAGUCUACCUCACAUUUUGUUUAUGAUUCUAAGUUGUCUUAAGCUGUGUCUACAGUAUGUUCUUGUCCUUUCAUUUGGUGAAUGUAUUAAAAUUCCCUCACACUCCUCAGCUAUGAAAAAAGUUUGUUUACUUUAAACCAAUUUUUCCAAAUGUUACAAGGUGAAAUGAGUUCUGUGAUUGGCAAUGUCCAAGAAAAGUCUGGAAAUUCUGUUUUCAAUCCUUGUAUGGCUCUAAAAUUCCACUAUUUUGGACACUAAGUGAAUAGUUGAGUGAAAGCUAUUGCUUAUCUGAAGCAGCUACAUUCACCCAACCGCUACUGAAAAACUGCAGCCUGCCACAGUUAUAGAUAACAGACCAAAGAGAAAGCAACUGUAUUUACUUUGGUGAACCAUCAAUUAUGGGUUUUACUAUUAAUCUUCGAUUUAUUUCUGAAUUCCAUCUACUUUUACCUACUCUUAGAAAAAAAGGUUUCAACUCUAAUAUAUAAAGAACAGUUAUAAUAACAGAAUUUGAAACAAAACCACGUGUCUAGGCCAAAGGCCAUUAGAGCAGCAAUAAAUAUUUUCAAGUCUAAGGACAGGCAGACGAGAAACAGGCUUCCAUUAUCUGCCCUGGAAAGUCUAACAACAUGCCAACUGCUGAGUUCCUGAGGCUGUUUCCUUGGAAGCUGUAAGAAAAAUGUAUGUUUGCAUCACUACUGUAGUUGAUGUGUGCGUCGCUACUGUAGUAGUUGACUCAGCAAUCUUAACUCUCAGUAAAUAAGCUGUAUUCCCACAUAACUGGCAAACAACCAAUAAACUUCACAGUAGAUCUGAA
Rattus norvegicus (Norway rat) is the source of this 9461-nucleotide messenger RNA. The record is from RefSeq and is a predicted model, not a curated record. NCBI's taxonomy places the organism in Eukaryota, Metazoa, Chordata, Mammalia, Rodentia, Muridae.